Molecule: messenger RNA, 3243 nt
Organism: Myxocyprinus asiaticus (Chinese sucker)
Lineage: Eukaryota; Metazoa; Chordata; Actinopteri; Cypriniformes; Catostomidae
Product: rac GTPase-activating protein 1-like
Exons: 17
Coding region: 122-2041 (639 amino acids)
Biological process (GO): signal transduction
Source: RefSeq, a predicted model, not a curated record
GGAUAAACCUUGUUGGAUAAACCGGUGUGGUGCUGUUCUCCCUUGAGAAAAUUUCUUUUCAAGAUAUUAUCUUCAGUCACAUCGUUUCACACAUAAGGCUGGACGUCUACACACAACCGAGAUGGAGACUGCUGUGCUGAAUAUUUACAGCGUUUUUGAAAAUCUGCGGGCGCAGGUUGAUGUCCUCAGUGAGAGCAUUGAGCCCCAGUUCAUUCAGAUGGCCCUGAACUUUGAGGACUCUCGUCGCAGAUGGCUGCGACUCGAGCAGGAGCUGAACGCAUGUAAGGAGUUUCUCACCAAGGCUGAGACUGAAAGAGGGGCACUGGAAGUCAAGCUCAAACAUGCCCGCAACCAAGUGGACGUAGAGAUCCGUCGGAGACAGAAAGCUGAGGCUGAUUGUGCGAAACUGGAUCGUCAGAUCCAGCUAAUCCGGGAGCUGCUGGUGUCAGAAGGUUCAGGUAACAGCAUCAAAUUAAAUGAGGAGCAACGUUCGGCCCUGGCCUUUCUGAAUGCCCGUUCCCAGAAUCACUCAAACCUCAACACUAGCCGACGACUGACCACCAUUGAUGAAUCGGCCUCCAUCCUGUCAGACAUCAGUUACGAUAAAACUGAUGAUUCCUUGGACUGGGACUCUUCUGCAAUCAGGACCGUUCGUCUUAAGAAACGACAAAAGAGACGCUCCUCCCGAAACCACACAGAAGGUCCCCCGGCUGCUGCCAAGAGAUCCCGUUCCACCGGCCGCACUUCUGAGAAAGGUAAUGAAUCUCUGGUGGCAAAGACCACAGUGACGGUGCCCACAAAUGGAGGACCCAUUGAGGCUGUUACCACAGUGGAAGCUGUUCCCUACUGGACCAGGAGCAGGCGAAAGACCGCUGGUCAGGAGUGGGACACUGCUGACACUGAUUCUGUUCAAUCUAUGGAUGUGUUCAAGCAGCCCAGUCAGCCCGAUGGAGGUUACAAGGCAGAGCCCAGCACUCCCCAGGGCAACGGAGGCUUCCGUCUGCAUGAGUUUGUCUCCAAAACGGUGAUCAAGCCAGAGUCUUGUGUGCCAUGUGGUAAAAGGAUCAAGUUUGGGAAGAUUUCUCUGAAGUGCAGGGACUGCCGUGUGGUGGCCCACCCUGAGUGCCGUGAACGCUGCCCUCUGCCUUGUAUUCCAAGUAUGGCUGGAACUCCAGUCAAAAUCGGAGAGGGCACCCUGGCAAAUUACGUGUCCAGCACCUCUCCCAUGAUCCCUUCACUGGUGGUGCACUGUGUUAAUGAGAUUGAGCAGAGAGGCCUACAUGAGACUGGUCUAUAUCGAGUGUCUGGUUCUGAUCGAGUUGUAAAGGAACUGAAAGAGAAGUUCCUGCGUGGAAAGGCCAUUCCUCUGCUUAGCAAGGUGGAAGACAUACAUGCCAUCACUGGUCUCCUCAAGGACUUCUUGAGGAACCUCAAAGAGCCCCUUCUAACCUUCCGUCUCAACCAUGCCUUCAUGGAUGCUGCAGAGCUGGCUGAUGAUGACAACAGCAUUGCAUUGAUGUAUCAGAAUAUCAGUGAUCUGCCGCAGCCCAACAGAGACACUUUGGCCUUCCUCAUCAUCCACUUGCAGAGAGUGGCCCAGAGCACAGACACAAAGAUGGACAUCUUCAAUCUGGCUCGAGUGUUUGGACCCACAAUAGUGGGGCAUGCUGUGCCAGACCCAGAUCCAAUGACCAUUCUGCAGGACACAAAACGCCAGCCAAAAGUGGUUGAGCGUCUACUGGGUCUGCCAGUGGAGUACUGGAGCCAGUUCAUGAUCAGUGACAACGACCAGGCUCACAAUGAUCACAUGAUUAUUGAAAACACCAAUGUCCAUGCCACUCCUGAUCAAAAAACGACUAUGUUUGGGCCCCUCACGACCCCAGACCAGCAGAUGAGCAAGACUCCGUCAUCCAGCUCUCUCUCCCAACGCAUGAAAAACGCAACACUCAAUGCAAUCACUCCAAAGUUUGCUAGCAGGAGCAGAGCUGCAGUUGGUGUCCCUCGCCAGGGGAGCUUCUUUGCUUCGCCUCUUCUGAAGUAGCCCUGAAGCGGUUUACCUUCUCAUGGCUUACGAGUUUUUCUCUUUAUUGGGAAACAGCUGCAAUAUAUAACAUUAUCCUACUUGCAUAUUUUGAAUUUGAUUUGUCCACCAAUAAUGGCUUCCAACCAUUUUAACGCUCCUUUUUAUCUGUUCAGUAUUUUCUAGUAACAUUUUGUAUUUUAGUCACUUUUUAAAUGUUUUAAUGUACUGUUAACAAACUCAACCAAAGGGAUAGACUGAUACAAGCUCUUCCAUCAGUCCAUGAAUCCUCAUAAAAAUAACAACAGGAACCAUGUCAGUUUGGGAGUUCUUUAUCAAGAAACCCAAACCUGACAGAACAAAAAGAUGAUUAUACUAUGUAAAAUAUUUGUAUGUAGUGUAAUCUGCAACUGUAAUCUUGUGCUUUACAUGAACCCACAAGCCAAAUCUCAACAUCUUCGAGGGUUCAAGGCCAUAGUGUCCCUUCAGAUUUAGCUAUUUUAGAACUCUGUAUUUAAACUCAUUUCAUGUUUGAUGUAAUAUGGAUUUAGGUGUUAGAAUGUGGAAACUGAACACUUAAUUUGUGUUUUAUGUACGCUUGUGCUUUGAGCCCUCUGAGAUUUGAGAGAGUAGUGAUUCAGGACCGUAUGAAGAAAUUUAGGGUUUAUUACUAUGCAAAUUGUGUACAAAAACACUAUUGGUUGUUGUGAUAGGGCUUUUUAUUUUUACUUUAUUUUGUCUUGAGAUUUCAUGUCUUUCAGCUUCAUGAUUAUGUUUUUGAUCGUAAAAUGUCCAUAUUUUCGUAGAUUUGGCUUUUAUUACAUUAAUUUGUCACUAUGCUGUUUUGAGCUCCAUUUUAUUGUAUUCAAAACUACCAUAUUUAAAGUAUGUAUGGUGUUCUCUGUGAAAUGUCAUAACGGACUUCAUAUACUUUGUCCAAUUUGUAAAAUGUAUACUGACUGGAAGAUUUUCAUUGUAUUAAGUCAUUUCCUUUCAAUGGAACAACUCCAGAAUGGAACGGUGGAAACUGACCAGUAGUUGUAUGCAGCACAGACCUGUCAAGUCUUUUUAUUGUUUAAAAAGGGCAACCUUUAACCAAGUGGAACAUUGAUUGGGGUUGAUUUAUCAAUUCCAUUAGCGAUUCCAAUAAAUUCAUCUUGAGUGGUGUGGUACUUUCGUAAGGCUUGUGCUGUUUGUAAAAUACAAUAAUUUUUUGCAAGUGA